UGCUACCUGCUCUGCAUGCUGCCGCUGCACCCACCCCCAGGGUUGUCUCUAAAUUCAUUGCUGACUUCAGUUCGUGUUUUUUUACAGGACAGUGCGAGCUCUGUUGGCUCAGGAGAGUUCACUGGGAUUAAAGAACUAGAUGAUAUUAGCCAGGAAAUUGCACAGCUGCAGAGGGAGAAGUAUGUCUUGGAUCAAGACAUCCGAGAAAAGGAGGAAUCAAUCAGACAAAAAACCAAUGAGGUUCAGGAAUUGCAAAAUGAUUUAGACCGGGAAACAAGCAGUCUGCAAGAACUAGAAGCUCAAAAGCAAGAUGCUCAAGAUCGCCUGGAGGAGAUGGACCAGCAGAAAGCGAAGCUCGAAGACAUGCUGAAUGACGUGAGGCAGAAGUGUCACGAGGAAUCUCAGAUGAUUUCGUCAUUGCAAAUGCAGAUUCAUUCUCAGGAGUUGGAUUUGCAGUCUCAGGAAGAGGAGCUAAGCCGGGCGAAAGCUGAACUGAACCGCCUGCAGCAGGAGGAGGCGCAGCUGGAGCAGAGCAUCCAGGCUGGCAAAGUGCAGCUCGAUACCAUCAUCAAAUCCCUGCACUCAACGCAGGACGAGAUUAACCAGGCCAGGAGUAAGCUCUCCCAGCUCCAGGAUAACCAACAGGAGAUGUGUAAAAACAUUGAGCAGUACAACAGUGCACUCAAUGGGACUCACGGGGGAAGCAUGACUAAUCUUGCUGACAUGAGUGAAGGAGUUCCUGAGAGAGACAAUGGAGGCUUUGGAGCAGUGGAGGAUCCCUUCAAGGCAAACACGCCAGUGUUCAAUAACAGCGUCCAUGAGCUGCACACAGACCCAUUUCAAUCCGAGGACCCAUUCAAAACCGAUCCAUUUAAAGGUGCAGAUCCCUUUAAAGGCAGUGACCCAUUUCACAAUGACCCUUUUGCAAAGCAGCCACCAACCACAGCAGAUCCUUUUGGUGGGGACCCUUUUAAAGAGAAUGAUCCGUUCAAGACCUCCCCGGCAGAGGAUUUCUUUAGAAAACCGACCAAGACCGACCCUUUUGCAUCAGCGGAUCCUUUCAGUAAAAGUGCGACGCUUCCCUCAAAGUCUGCUCCAUUUGCCAGCAGUGAUCCUUUUGCACCUACAAACACACCACCAAAAGGACCAGAUCCAUUUGGAACUCUAGACCCAUUUGCGAGUAGUGCCAUUGGAAGCAGUAGUGGGUUUGCUGACUUCAGUCAAAUGUCAAAGAGUCAGACCUCUCAUUCAGACCCCUUUGCUUCCUCGUUUGGUGGCCAGGGAUUCUCUGAAGAUCCUUUCAGGGUCAAGACUGACAUGCCAGCCCUACCACCCAAGAAAAAUGUACCCCCCAGGCCUAACCCACCCAGCGGUAAAAGUACUCCAGUAAACCUGCCUGGGUCAGGCGAUUCCUCAAAGUCCAGCGAUCCUUUCCAGCCCUUUGGCGCUGAAGACAGCGACCCAUUUCAAAGUAAAAAGGGGUUUGGAGACCCAUUUAGCGGCAAAGAUCCUUUUGCUCCUUCCUCCUCAAGUGUGCGAAAGAAGCUUGGAAAUGAGGCCCAGCAGCUGGCGUGGGCGAAGCGGGAGAGUGAGCGCGCGGAGCAGGAUCGGGUAGAGAGGCUGCGCAGACAGGAGCAGGAGGACCUGGCGCUCGCCAUCGCUCUCAGCAAGGCAGAGAUGUCAAACGCAUGAGCCGCUCGGAGCCAACGCAUCAACCUGCAAAGAGAGAGAAAAAACUUUUUAAAAUGAACAAUACCGGACUGUGUGUGUGUGAGUUAAGAGUUGAAUAACAAUUCCUAAGUGAGCUGAAAUCUAAAAAGGAUUUUGGUUGGUUUUAUUGUGUUUAGGGAGGGUGAUGGGGUUGGCUUGGGAAUGAAGUGAUGCACUGUAAAUGCACUGUAUAAACCUGUAUCAUAGAUGUUUAAGGCCAAUUUAUUUAAGAUGUGGAAACUCAAGUAACAAACUGGAAGGCAGGGGUUUGGGGGUAGAGGGCUUCUCAAAAUAGAUUGCUGUGAGGAAUAAGGUCAGGAUUUAAAUGCUUUUGGUUAAAAAAUUUCAAAAGCCCAUUAUCAGUAAUUUGACAGCAGAACAUCUAAAGUAGUUUCCUUGACAGAUUACUAAAAACAAAACAAAACAAAAACUUGAAAUUGUUUCACAUAAUUUGCAAAACAAAACAAAAAAAUACUGGCA
Messenger RNA from Polyodon spathula (Mississippi paddlefish), 2190 nucleotides. Its product is annotated as epidermal growth factor receptor substrate 15-like 1. The transcript is spliced from 14 exons. The record is from RefSeq and is a predicted model, not a curated record. Lineage: Eukaryota; Metazoa; Chordata; Actinopteri; Acipenseriformes; Polyodontidae. Bases 16 to 1692 code for a protein of 558 amino acids.